AUGAGUGUUAUCAGUGAUGAGUUGGAGUAUGAUAAAGAAUCUUUGGCAAGAGAGCAUGUUCAAUUUGUUUCAAAGUUCAAUGAUGAGCAACGUUGUGUGUAUGAUGUGAUAAUGAAAUAUGUUGAAUCAAAAAAUAGUGGGCUGUUCUUUGUGUAUGGAUAUGGAGGUACUGGCAAAACAUUUCUUUGGAAGUCAUUGUCUGCUGGAAUACGUUGUAAAGGAGAAAUUGUGAUUAAUGUUGCUUCAAGUGGUAUUGCUUCGUUGUUAUUACCUGGUGGAAGAACUGCUCAUUCCCGUUUUAAGAUUCCAAUCAAUGUUAGUGAAGAUUCUGUGUGCAAUAUAAAGCAGGGUAGUGAAUUGGCAGAGCUUAUUAUAAUUGCCAAGCUAAUCAUAUGGGAUGAAGCUCCAAUGAUGCACAAGCAUUGCUUUGAAGCUUUAGAUCGAACUUUACGUGAUCUAAUGCGAUUCACGAAUGCUUCGAGCUUUGAGCUGCCUUAUGGUGGGAAAACAGUUGUAUUUGGUGGUGACUUUCGUCAAAUAUUGCCUGUUAUUUGUAAAGGUAGUCGACAAGAUGUGGUUAAUACAACAAUUAAUUCUUCUUAUCUGUGGGAGAAAUGCAAAUCAUCGUCAAAUUCUAAUGGUAAUGAGGAGUUGCAUACUCAAGAAUUUUUGAAUACCUUGAGGUGUUCGGGCACACCCAAUCACGAAAAAGUACUGAAGGUUGGUAGUCCGGUUAUGUUAUUGAGAAAUAUCGAUCCUGGUAAUGGCUUGUGUAAUGGCACAAGAUUAGUUAUCACGAGAUUAGGUACUCAUGUUGUUGAAGCAACGGUGUCGGUUGGUUAUAAUGCAGGGCAUGCAGUUGUCAUACCUCGAUUGUCACUUAUACCGUCUGAUAGUAGAUUACCGUUUAAGUUUAUGCGUCGACAGUUCCCAUUGAUGGUGUCAUAUGCAAUGACAAUAAACAAAAGUCAAGGCCAAUCUCUUUCACAUGUUGGGUUGUAUCUUAAAAAACCGGUUUUCACUCAUGGCCAGCUAUAUGUAGCUUUUUCCAGAGUUACAUGUCGAGCAGGUUUGAAGGUACUCAUUUGUGGUGAUGAUGGUGAUGACACAUGCGAUUCUACUUUGAAUGUUGUGUAUAAAGAAGUAUUUAGAAAUGUGUAA
Salvia miltiorrhiza (redroot sage) is the source of this 1161-nucleotide messenger RNA. RefSeq lists its product as uncharacterized. The transcript has 2 exons. Gene Ontology annotation, biological process: telomere maintenance; DNA repair. The record is from RefSeq and is a predicted model, not a curated record. Bases 1 to 1161 code for a protein of 386 amino acids. Lineage: Eukaryota; Viridiplantae; Streptophyta; Magnoliopsida; Lamiales; Lamiaceae. Gene Ontology annotation, molecular function: DNA helicase activity.